Molecule: messenger RNA, 420 nt
Organism: Caenorhabditis bovis
Lineage: Eukaryota; Metazoa; Nematoda; Chromadorea; Rhabditida; Rhabditidae
Source: the annotation of a GenBank genome assembly
AUGGGUGUUCAAUGCAGUGGACGUCCAACUGGAAGAGGCUCCGCCGUUUUUCACAAAAUAGUUCCCGAUGAGGAUUUAGUAUUCCACAAAAUCGCUGACAUCAAUGAACUCAUUGAUGAGAACAUGUGUGCGCAUGAAAACUAUUUCGUGCCGAUCGAGAUUGAAAACAAAAAAGAGCUGCCAGUAGCCGGCGCCCGCUUCAUUUUCACUGUUCUCGUUGGAGAAUCUAACUGCCGGAAACAGGGUAACGACAUUAACGAGUUGAAGAAGGAAGACUGCAUAUAUGUAGAAGGAAGUCCGAAAGCCCGUGUUACUUUGGACCUUUGGCACCGCCCAUGGCUCAAAUCUCCAAAUAAUGAAAUUCUGACGAGCAAAAGUUUCGUUAGUGUGGAAGGAGAAGACAUUAAUUGCAAGGAAUAA